AACCGCCAUAAAAAACACCAACGAAGAAGAAGAAAGACAAAGUCCCUCCCGUCCGCCAGGUGGCAGUGACGUCAGCAGCUAAGCAACCGUGAGUAUAAAGGAAGGACAGCGGAACUCUACUGGGAAAUACUGUUAAGAAACAGCACGAUCAGCUCUGUGGUAAACAUGGGCCGCCACUUUGGAGACUUGGCCAAGAUCAGGCACAUAGUCACAUACAGCCUGUCCCCCUUUGAGCAGAGGGCUUUCCCCAACUACUUCUCCAAGGGAAUCCCCAAUGUGUGGAGACGUGUCACAGCUUCUUUCUUCAAAGUUGCUCCCCCAAUGACCGUCAUGUACCUGACAUACACCUGGGGCAACCAUGUCUAUCAGCAGGACAUGAGGAAGAAUCCAGCUGACUACGAGAAUGACGAGUGAACUCCUGCCACCUUUCUGAAAGCUGCCCUCUGUUAUUAAUUCCAUCUCUAUGUUUCACCAAUAAAGAAGAAAAAUAUUUAUGUGAAA
Messenger RNA from Sebastes umbrosus (honeycomb rockfish), 501 nucleotides. It is a transcript of the gene uqcrq, whose product is annotated as cytochrome b-c1 complex subunit 8. Lineage: Eukaryota; Metazoa; Chordata; Actinopteri; Perciformes; Sebastidae. The record is from RefSeq and is a predicted model, not a curated record. The transcript is spliced from 3 exons. Bases 166 to 414 code for a protein of 82 amino acids. Gene Ontology annotation, biological process: mitochondrial electron transport, ubiquinol to cytochrome c.